UUGAAUAUAAACAAAUCGCAACAACUUGUUACCAACAACCAAUAAUAUUACUCAUCACCUAAUUUUUCCAAAUGACAACAACUUGUUUCAGUUGUUGGUUGUUGGCUUGUUGCUAUCGAAAUAUUUGGAAUUUUUAACGCGGCAAAUUUUUAGGUUUUCUCUUUUCAUUUCAUUGUUCCACUGAUCUCUCCUGUGAUUUUCUUCUGCUGGUUCGAUGCUCGGCUGCUUCUGCUGCGUAUUGCCCAAAGUCCGCCUAUCAUUAUGACAAAUGUGCAUAUUUCUAAUAAUGCUGGAACUGCCGAUGUAAUUGCAAUCCCAUCAUCAGGACCAAAAAGAAAGGGAAGGGGGAAGACAACAGGGCUUUCAAUCCAAAAGAAACGCAAGAAAAGUGACAAUGGAAAGUUGAAGGUAAUUAUCCCACCAGAUCGAACGGUAGCGGUAGGUCCUGGAGCUAAAGAUUUUGUUACCGAGCUCUCAGUGAAAGUUCUCCAUAAUGCUAGGCAUGAUGUCAAGAAUUGGAAGGGAGUUUCUGAUCUAGCAAAAGAUAGGAUUGUUGCUCAUAUGCUGGAUUCCUUCCAGCUUCCGGACAUACAACACAAUCGGGAUACUAUCCUUCAAACAGCUAAAAAUUUAUAUCGAUAUCGUCGUAGUAGGCUCCAUGAUCAUUUUAAGAAAUUUGCUACAAAAGAGGCAAGGUUGCAAAACAUGCCAGAACAGGUUGAUGAAGCUGAAUGGAAAUUCUUGGUGGAAUAUUUCAGCUCUGACGAUUUUAAGAAAAUGAGUGAAAGAAACAAAAGUAAUAAGGCAAAACAAGAAAUGAAUCAUAUUUGUGGCAGAAAAUCCUUCCAAGCAGUAUCAUUUGAAGCGAGGGACACAAACACAAACACUGGAAAAGAGCCAAACUUUCAGAAAUUUUGGGAAAUGACUCACAUGAAGUCAAAUGGGCAUUGGGUUAAUGAUGCUUCUGCUGAAGUGAAUGAUACGGUGAAAGAAGUUGUUGCUGAACAAAUUCAAGAAAUUGAAGAGGGUACCGAUGUGGACCCUAUUGUUAAUGAUGCAUUUAUGCAAAUUAUGAGAGAAAAAGCAGGGUUUACUCGUGGUCAAGGAUCGGGAAUUAAGCCAGCGAAUAGGAGAUUCGAAGAUGAAAUUCAAGAGCAACUAGAAGCACAACAAAAGGAGAUAGAAGAAGAUCGGCGUAAACGAGAGAGUUUAGAAAGCAAGCUAAUGGAAAUAAAAAAUCAACUUGAGGAGGAGCGGAAAAAUCGAGAAGUUAUGGAAGCUCGUUUAGUGCGUGAGCAAACAUUGUUAAAAGAGGGCGUAAUGGCACUAGUAUCCCAUAUGCAAAGUUCCAUGAGUGGACUUCCUGCUGCAGUUUUCAACAUCAUUACUAACUCAUCUGGUUCAGAUGAGGGAAGUCCUACAAAUUUAAUAGAUAAAAAUUGGUUUUCUAACAGAGACAGAUCACCUGCUGCUUACAAAAGGAAGACCAUCUCUCUUUCACCCUCAAGAUGAACAUGUAUAAAUUCAUCACUGCUGACAAUUUGGUUCAUGUAAUGCACAAGCUAUUGCAAGAAGAUUCUUUUAGAUUACUCUUGAAAUUAGAAUGUAAUGACCUUAAUGUAAGUAAAAGCAUAUAUUUAGGAGUAUUUAGCUUUUGGAAGUUAAUAUCUGGUGCAUGCAUCAAUUUUAUACAUUGAUCUUUGCAAAUAUAAAUUCUUUUCAAUUUAUAUAUUUAUUUGUAAAACUUUUAAAAGAAUGUGUUCUGUGUUUGUAGCAAGUAGCAACUAUUCACAAGUUGUUACUAAAGGUGUACAAAAAAUAUCUAAUUUAUGGCAAUAAAAAUUACUCCCACUGUCCCAUUA
This is a messenger RNA of Solanum dulcamara, 1862 nucleotides long. Its product is annotated as stress response protein NST1-like. NCBI's taxonomy places the organism in Eukaryota, Viridiplantae, Streptophyta, Magnoliopsida, Solanales, Solanaceae. Bases 262 to 1512 code for a protein of 416 amino acids. The transcript is spliced from 10 exons. The record is from RefSeq and is a predicted model, not a curated record.